Messenger RNA from Colletotrichum acutatum, 1726 nucleotides. RefSeq lists its product as uncharacterized. Lineage: Eukaryota; Fungi; Ascomycota; Sordariomycetes; Glomerellales; Glomerellaceae. Bases 161 to 1411 code for a protein of 416 amino acids. The record is from RefSeq and is a predicted model, not a curated record. The transcript is spliced from 2 exons.
CUUUAAACAUCAGCUCCUUCGACAGCUUCACUGGAAUUAUCACGACCAAGCUCCAUCAAGCCCCAUCGACCGGACUCGCACCGUGACCCAGCAAAGUCAUUCCAUUGAUCAUUUCCCUUCCCUUCCCUACCUCUCGCAACCCAAUCCCAAUACACCAACAAUGAUAUCCUCUCUCUCAGAGAUGGAGGACCUCAGGUCACCUCUAGACCGUCUCCCCCUGGUCAUCCAACACCCUUCCUUCUUCGAGAAUCCGACCCAACAUCUCUCCUCGUCGCGGUCGUCUUCGGCGGCGGGGCAUCAUACUUGCAUCGACGGGACACAACUUUCCCAGCCGGACUAUCGACCAAAGUACGUCGUCAACGACCGCCGCGCUCGCAAUGGCGUGGAUGCGGAUGACGCCGUGGAGCGCAAGGAUAGCGUCAUGACCGAUAUUGCCGACGCGGAUGAAUCUCUCGAGACCAAGACGACGUCUUUGUCUGUGUCACCGCAUUCGUUGUGGUCGGUUUACUCGUCCGAGUCGGGUGGUGGUGAAGAGCGGACCGAGGUGAUGAUGACGGUCCGCAAGUUGGUGAGGGAAUUUGAUGAGGAAGGGGAGAGCAGUACCGCACCCUCCGAGGAGGAGAAGAAGAAGGCCGAGGAGAUGGAGAUGGAGAAGCGUAAGAAGGAGAGGGAAGUCUGGCAAAAGGAGAUGGAUAAGCCGCAGAAGAAGAUGAACAAGAAGAGGAAGAAGAGGGAAUCCGCGACGUUGUUGUCCGGUAGUCCGUGGGGCGGCGACGCUCGAUGGGUGAAUGGUGGACGCGGGGGUAGGAAUAAUGAGGGCUACGAGGCUCCCGGGAUCUUUCUUCAACCUGAAGCUCCUCGGCCUUUGCCUCCGACACCGACUGGUCCCGUUAGCGUGUUCCCGCCCGAGCCGAAGAAGCGCAAAGAAGAGAAGAAGGCGAAGAAGGAAAAGAAAGAGGCUGAGAAGGACGAGCUGUUGGUGCUGCCCAAGGUGCCGUGGUGCCACCAGAGCGGCGGGUGCCGCCAGAAGCGCGGACGGCGGAGGAGGAAGAUGGCCGGGUUCGCGGCGCGGUCGGUCGAUUUGCUGCGUCGGCUUUUCGGCGGGGAGAGCAGGGAGAAGAAAGAUAAGAAGGGCAAGGGGAGGGCGAGGUGUCGGAUCUGUGGCGAUGAGUUGGGGUUUGCGGUUGAGCGGGCGAAGUGGCAAGAGGAUAGAGAUGCUGCUGCUGCUGCUGCCGGGGACAAGGAGUCGUCGAGCGGCGCUUGUGGACGAACGUUGGAAGCGGACACAGACAGGAAGGACAUGGAUCGAGCCGAGGCUGAUAUUACAGCGGUGGCGGAGUGUGAAUCACGUUCGACGUUGGCGGCUGUUCGUCUUACAAAGAUCCCAGAGGCGUGGUGGACGACAAUGUAGAUGGCUUUGACAUGUAGAGUCAUCUUUGUAUUGAUACCCAAGUAGUUUGUCGAGAGAAGCUUUCUCUCUCAGUCAGCAUAGCCUCAGCAUAGCCACUGAGGGCCAGCUCUUGUAAUUUCUAAUGGCUAAUAGCUAAUCAGUCCAAGCGUAUGACCUGUACCCGAAUGUUCAAGGGGUCAUCUCGUUUCCUUGGAUCAGAAUACGCCUCCGCCGAUAAUGAAGACCCGUUCCUCCUCGCGACGGGCCCAUUGAAUGACUUUGUUGGCGCCUUGGCAUCCUCGGAGACAGAAUGUAGAACGCGCAUAUGGGAGUGUU